Molecule: messenger RNA, 2328 nt
Organism: Lontra canadensis (Northern American river otter)
Lineage: Eukaryota; Metazoa; Chordata; Mammalia; Carnivora; Mustelidae
Gene: MIEF1
Product: mitochondrial elongation factor 1
Exons: 5
Coding region: 125-1516 (463 amino acids)
Biological process (GO): positive regulation of mitochondrial fission; mitochondrion organization
Cellular component (GO): mitochondrial outer membrane
Source: RefSeq, a predicted model, not a curated record
AGGAUCCCCUCCUUUUCCCUCUCAUUCUAAUUCCAAGGGAAAGAGGACAAAGGUGUCUUCCGUAGACACUCCUGCUCUUUCCCAUCCCUACCUCACAGAUGCAGUAAGAAGCCUCAGGUGCGCGAUGGCAGGCUCUGGUGAGCGCAAAGGCAAGAAGGAUGACAAUGGCAUUGGCACAGCCAUUGAUUUUGUGCUUUCCAAUGCCCGGCUGGUGCUGGGGGUAGGCGGAGCGGCCAUGCUGGGCAUCGCCACGCUGGCAGUUAAGCGGAUGUAUGAUCGGGCGAUCAGUGCCCCUACCAGCCCCACCCGCCUGAGCCAUUCAGGGAAAAGGAGCUGGGAAGAACCCAACUGGAUGGGCUCCCCCCGGUUGCUGAAUAAGGACAUGAAGACAGGCCUGAGCCGGUCCCUGCAGACCCUUCCCACAGACUCCUCGGUCUUUGACACGGAUACAUUCUGCCCACCCCGGCCCAAGCCAUUGGCCAGGAAGGGCCAGGUAGACUUGAAGAAGUCACGACUCCGCAUGUCCCUGCAGGAGAAACUUCUUACUUACUACCGGAACCGGGCAGCCAUCCCUGCUGGCGAGCAGGCUCGGGCCAAGCAAGCUGCUGUGGACAUAUGUGCCGAGCUCCGGAGCUUCCUGCGGGCCAAGUUGCCUGACAUGCCGCUUCGGGACAUGUACCUGAGUGGCAGCCUCUAUGAUGACCUGCAGGUGGUGACAGCAGACCACAUCCAGCUCAUCGUGCCCCUCGUGCUGGAGCAGAACCUGUGGUCGUGUAUACCCGGUGAGGACACCAUCAUGAACGUCCCUGGCUUCUACCUGGUCCGUCGUGAGAACCCGGAGUAUUUUCCUCGUGGUAGCAGUUACUGGGACCGCUGUGUAGUAGGCGGCUACCUCUCCCCAAAGACAGUGGCAGACACGUUUGAGAAGGUAGUGGCUGGCUCCAUCAACUGGCCAGCCAUAGGGUCUCUCUUGGACUAUGUGAUCCGACCAGCACCACCCCCAGAAGCCCUGACUUUGGAAGUGCAGUAUGAGCGUGACAAGCAUCUUGUCAUUGAUUUCCUGCCAUCAGUGACCCUUGGCGACACUGUCUUGGUAGCCAGACCACACCGGCUGGCGCAGUACGACAACCUGUGGCGGCUGAGCCUGCGUCCCGCAGAGACGGCACGCCUGCGGGCUUUGGACCAGGCCGACUCGGGCUGCCGAUCUCUGUGCCUCAAGAUCCUCAAGGCCAUAUGCAAGUCCACUCCGGCUCUGGGCCACCUCACUGCCAGCCAGCUCACCAACGUCAUCCUCCACUUGGCCCAGGAGGAGGCUGACUGGUCUCCAGAGAUGUUGGCCGACCGGUUCUUACAGGCCCUGAGGGGGCUUAUCAGCUACUUGGAGGCCGGAGUCCUGCCCAGUGCCCUAAACCCCAAGGUGAACUUAUUUGCAGAGCUCACUCCCGAAGAAAUAGAUGAGUUGGGAUAUACUCUCUACUGCUCGUUGUCUGAGCCGGAGGUGCUGCUGCAGACGUAAGGGCAGGUGAAGGCCAGAGUGGGCGUCAGGUGGUCAGACCCUGGCUUCUCCGUUAGAAACAUGUGGCUGCAGAGCUGGUGCCUCACAGGGUCCCUAGGUGCCUCCUAUCUUGCUGGUCAUCGCCCGGUCACUUCAUGCUGAUCAGAAUGCCAUCUCCUUGUCUCCUGUUUUCUCACCGGACCCUUUCUAUUUUUGUUACCAAACACUGUGCUCCUCUUCCUCCCCUCCCCGUUGCUCCAGGCUCAUUUAUCUGGAAUGAAUUGAGAAGGCGGAGCACUGGCCUGAGCUGGUGUCUAGCAUUGUGGCCCAGGUUUUCUGUCCCUGUCUGCCCUGCCCUUUGGCCUCUUUGUUUUCACUGUCUUCUCUGUCUUUUCCUCUUGGUCACGCCUUCUGUUUUGCUCUUUUCCCCGGGAGCCUAUCUGCCUCGUCAAGAUGUUGCCUUUUCGUUGAAUGUCACGGAAGAGUUCUGAUGGCGUGUUCCAAGCUGAGCUCUGCAGACUGAGUGCUCAGACAGUAUUUAGAGUUUCUGGGGGUAAAGCUAUCGAAAGAGCUGGCCUUUGACCCAGGUUCCUGGAGAAGCAGCCCGUUUCCUCCGCCUCCUGACCAGCUCCGAUUCCUGAGUACUGAGAAGGUCUCAUGGGAACACAGUUAAUGACCCGCACAGGAGUGAGGUCAAUAUAAGUCGGGUGCAAAGUUGCUUGGAGAUGGCGUUCUUCAGUGGCCAAUGUGCAGUGGGGGAGCUGGCUUGGUGCAGAGGGCCUAGGGGAGGGUGUGUGUGCCCCGUGUCUCUGCCUCACCCUGGGCUGGUCCAG